Molecule: messenger RNA, 942 nt
Organism: Symbiodinium sp. CCMP2456
Lineage: Eukaryota; Dinophyceae; Suessiales; Symbiodiniaceae
Source: the annotation of a GenBank genome assembly
AUGGGUAGGACCUUGUCUUCGGCCUUUCGUGCCGAGAACUUGCGGGAUCUCUUGCAAGGGGUGGAUGAGGACAGCCAGGACGAAAUUCUCACAAAGCAUUUCGAGUUCGCCAUCCGCACUUUGAAACAAUUCUGCGAGUUCAGCAUACUGUUCUCUGCAUUUCCUUGGCGGUUCUGUCUUCUCCAAGAGGAGCAGUACUGCAGUCAGGUGCUGCAGGAGAUGCAGCGAGAAUGGGAGCUACUGCUGCGGCUGGAAAGCCAUCCCAACGCCAGCACUACGUGGCCCCUGAACCAAGUUCACCAGGUCAGGUGGCACGUUUACCGCGAGGUGAUGACCUUUGCUGAGGAGCGAUCAUGGGUUAUGUGCCCACAGAUUUUGGCCUUGGCUCGAGCCUGGGAUUCCGAUCCAUGCUCGACAUUGUCGGUCGAGAACAGCUUCAGGUCAUUGAGACGUGGAGAAAAGAAUCAGGAUGGACCUGCCUCGGCACCGCAGCUUCAAGCAAUUUCCAUUCGAUCCGUGAAUGAAAGAUUUCAGAAGUUUGAGGUGAUCGAGCCCUCCCCGAGCGACAUCCACACAGUGCCGGUGUCCCAAACCAUGAAGGCAGGAGUGUGGGACUCCAGACGCUGCACUGGACAAGAGACAGGCCUUGGCAACUUCAGUGGCAUGGUGAAAGCCACGGUUCCGAGUCCUCAUUUCCUGACACGUCGCUCACUCAACCUGUGGGCGGAGAUGAAGCGAACUGACGGCGACUUGCAACGUGCAUGGACGGCGGAGCUUGUGCGGCCCGGCCAGGUGCUGCAGGACAGAGAGUCCUCGGCCUUGGUCGUCGAUGCCCCAUUUGUCGUCGUCAAGACGUUGCCCUUGAAGCGGGAUCAGAUGCUCAUUGACGGCCGCGAGGCUUCCGUUGCUGAGAUUGAGCUGGAGGGCCGCUUCCAGCUGCAG